This is a messenger RNA of Lobosporangium transversale, 1656 nucleotides long. RefSeq lists its product as hypothetical. Lineage: Eukaryota; Fungi; Mortierellomycota; Mortierellomycetes; Mortierellales; Mortierellaceae. The transcript has 7 exons. The record is from RefSeq and is a predicted model, not a curated record. Bases 1 to 1656 code for a protein of 551 amino acids.
AUGUCAUCCUACACAUCUCCAUCUCCAUUGUCUAAUAACAAUUCGUGCGGACCUGCAUCGACGACCACUGCAGAAUUAGUUGCAGCAGAGGCACAGUAUCUGUCAAAUCUAAAGCGUGUAGGGAAUGCUCUCAGCUUGUCUACGAACCUCGUUCUGACACAAGGGCGUAAGGUCAGCAACACUAUCCGUGGACUGAUGGAACGAUGGACGGCUCUAAUACAUUUUCAUGUCAAGUUUCACGACGACAUUAGAGCCGUAAAAGAAGACACCCCUACUGUAGUCACCCUACUCAUCAAUCUCCUUUUCACAUUAGAGCCAGUUCUGAUGGAACAUGGUCGUGAAAUAUCCAAUGUUGUUUAUAAGUUAACUCGGGAUGAGAAGAAGGCUGGACAUAACCCAGUAGAGUGGGAAGGGGCACUUCGUCACCCCUUUGAUCAUUUAAUGAUUUAUAAUGAAUGGAUUCAGCGGAUUGAUGCACAGCCCCAAUACAAACGAGAAGGUCUUGCACAGCUCAAUGAAAUUGCCUUGAAUGUCAGAUCUGCUAUCGAGUCAAACCAGAACCCUCGUAACAUGCUCAAGCGCAUCAGCACCUUAGCUCGUAAUGUGAUCCGGCGCCCGACAAAUGCCCAAUGGAACAAUAGCGCACAUAGCAAUGCCAAUGAUGUUUCAAGUGCGUCGGGAAUGCCUAUCAGCCCAACAUCAGCAGCCAGUGCAUUUCCUACACCUGACACAGCAACCACGCUCGCGUCCCUGGCAGAGUUUCAGUCCAUACCCUAUAAGGACAAUAGCAGCAACAGUAGCACUAUUAACCUCAAUCCCAGAAGGGCAUCUAUAGACACAUUGAGGAUUGCGACUGCAAUGACAACGCCUAAGAACAGGGCUGUUGAGGCCUUCGUAGACCAAUAUCAAAUCUCAGCGUAUCUUGAUACCAAAACAGCCUUUGAAUCAGACCGCUCAUCGAUGAACCUGAGUGGUACGAUAAGAACUUGGGGUUCACCGGAUUCUGGUGUAUCUGGUGUAGGUAUAGAACCAAGGGUACAGCCUGUUCGCAGUCCCAAGCGAGCCUCAAAGAUUAGUAGCAUAGGCUCCAUGCAAUCGUAUUCGUCUUCCGAGUCGUUGAAUACUAAGACGAAAAUUGGUGCAGCAGUAAAUGAAAACAAAAGGACUAUUGCGAAUGUGGCAACAACGACUACUACUAAACCGAGUACCUUGACGCGCAGCGCACGGUUUGGUUAUACAUUUGGCGUAGAGACAUUGACAUCAAGUCAGCAUCCACUACCGGUCCAAAAAGAAAUCGAACCAAGCAGGGUUAUAGUACGUUUAGGAACGCAGUCCAUAAUUGCAGCAUCCAAGACAGAGAGGUUGCAGCAACAACAGAGUACACAUGAUACGAGGCCGUUGCCUAAGGACUCAUGGCGGCUACAGCAGGUAAGAUUGCGGAAAGAAAAAGAGGGCCGACUACAGCUGCAGAGAGACCAAGAGAUAAAGGAACGCAAGAGCCGGUUGGUCAAAAAGACUGCCUCCGGUCGAUUUGUUUCGAGACCAUCGAUCGAGCGGUUAAGAGCGAUUAGCACCAAUCGAGACCCAGGCGCUAAGCCCCCAGUGAAGUCUUUGAUCAGUUUCUGGGAGCGGACAGCACAACCCAUAGAGGUUUAA